Messenger RNA from Lotus japonicus, 1378 nucleotides. Its product is annotated as dehydration-responsive element-binding protein 1F-like. The transcript is spliced from 2 exons. The coding region runs from base 95 to 781 and encodes 228 amino acids. Gene Ontology annotation, biological process: regulation of DNA-templated transcription. NCBI's taxonomy places the organism in Eukaryota, Viridiplantae, Streptophyta, Magnoliopsida, Fabales, Fabaceae. Gene Ontology annotation, molecular function: DNA-binding transcription factor activity; DNA binding. The record is from RefSeq and is a predicted model, not a curated record.
CACUCACUCACUCAGAGACCAACUCAAUUUCAGCACACUUACCAUUUCACAUAAGCAGAGAGUAGCUACUACCUACAACUAACCAACGAAGCGAAUGAACUCGAUUGACACAGAGCAGUACUCUGCAGGUUCAUCAUCUGAAGCUUGCUCGGAUAUGAUGCUAGCAUCAGCUAGGCCAAAGAAGUGUGCAGGGUGUCGAGUGUUCAAGGAGACAAGGCACCCUGUGUACCGAGGAGUGAGGAGCAGGAACAACAACAAGUGGGUGUGCGAGGUUCGUGUUCCCAAUGACAAAACAACCAGGAUAUGGCUCGGCACCCACCAGACACCUGAGAUAGCGGCCCGUGCGCACGACGUUGCGGCGCUCGCGCUUCGUGGGAAGUCCGCUUGCCUCAACUUCGCGGACUCCGCGUGGAGGGUGCCGCCGUUGUUGCCGGCGUCAAACAGUGCAAAGGAGCUUAGGAGAGUGGCAACGGAAGUUGCACAUGCGUUUGCGGCUGAGGACCGUUGCCAUGGCCAGCAACAGCAGCAGCAGCAAACUUAUAAUGGUGAUCAGCUCUGUAGCACCGGUGACAGCGUUGAAGUUGUGGAAAACAGUAAUAAUAGUGAUAAAACAUUGCAUGACUUGGAAAGGUUGUGUUUUGAAUUCGAUGAAGUACUUCUUCAGGGUGGUAUUGAGGAAGAACAGGACCUGCAUGGUUGGAUUCGGAACAUGGAGGAUGAGCCUUUAAGAUCUCCACAGCAUCCAUUUGAGGGAUCAUAUGCUAAAAGAGUGAGAAAGUGAAGAAGUCUAGUUCUAAGUUCUAAUGAAGUGGGUGUUGUUCUUUCUAUAGAAGCCUCUUGCUCGAGGAAGCUGUUGAGCUGAAGUUUCUGGAGUAAAUUUGCGGCGAAGGAAGAAGGAGGCUUAGGUGCCACGAGAGAGAUGUUCUUUACGCGAGCUUCUAUUGGAGGAACAGAAUUUUUAAAAACGAUGUCGUUGAAUGAGGAGACCAACGUUCACUGCCUCCACAAGUUCAGCUUGUGGCGCUAAAGAAUGACACCUGGCGGAGAGAGUGCGAUACUUUUUCAUCGGACAGCUCCAUUGAAAAAGACGUCAAAGAAGAUGAGGAUGCCCCACGUCACAAGAUAGGAGUCAAAACCAUGCUAUUGGUGCUUUUCUAGCUACUACUAUAUAGAGUAAUCUUUUUCUCCUUAAAAUAACUUGAUAUUUAUGGAUAAUUAUCCCAAACUAGGUUCAGCAAAAAACAUAUAAUGUGGCUUAAAAUAGUUAGAUCCGAGAAACUCUUUAGGAAAGUAUAUUCGGAAUCUUAGGUUGAUAAUAAUUAGGAACAGUUGGUUUGCGCACGCGCGGACUGUGUACAAUGUAGGGGGCGGGGGAAGC